Molecule: messenger RNA, 6365 nt
Organism: Acanthoscelides obtectus
Lineage: Eukaryota; Metazoa; Arthropoda; Insecta; Coleoptera; Chrysomelidae
Source: the annotation of a GenBank genome assembly
GUUUGACAUUGACUAAAUUGGUCAUGUUUGUUGAAGAUAAAGAAUGAGAAAAGAAAGUGGUCAACCAUAUGGUGCCAUCUAUGCCCUAAUGACGGUAUGUAUGACGUUGACGUAUAAAGUGACAAUUUGUAGGUUGCGGUGCGUUUUUGCUCUGUGCUUGUGUAGCUUGCGCAAACACACAAUGUUGCUAAUGCAAAAUUAGACCUUUUGGAGUCGUCACAUAUGACAACUUUUCCUGUGAAAAAUAUUUAUACACAAAUUCAAAUCAAAAUGCGCAUGAUCUGCAGUAGAGCAUUCUAGAGUUUAGUGAGUCUACCAGCUAUCCUUUUUUCAAUUUAUCGAUCUCUGUCUGUUCAACAGUGGUUGUAGUUUGUGCACGAGAACUCCGUCGAAUCUUCUAGAAAUUUUUCCAUUUUGCUAUAGUUCACAUUUGCCAUCGAUUUAGCAGUUUCAUUGAGCUCGUAUCUGUGGUGACAUCGCACUUCGAAGAGGCGAUUUUAACGUUCGUAGUGUACCACGUUCCAGAAGUAUUCACUUAUUUCUGAGAACUAAACAUUGGAGAUGGUGAAAGAAACAAAAUUCUACGAUAUCUUAGGUGUAAAGCCAGGCUGUAGCCAAGAUGACCUCAAAAAGGCAUAUAGAAAGUUGGCCCUUAAAUAUCAUCCAGACAAGAACCCAAAUGAAGGAGAGAAAUUCAAGCAGAUAUCUCAAGCAUAUGAGGUUUUGUCAGAUCCUGAGAAGAAACGAAUCUAUGACCAAGGUGGUGAACAAGCCUUGAAGGAGGGAGGUGUUGGUGGAGGCUUCUCUAGUCCUAUGGAUUUGUUUGAUAUGAUCUUCAGUGGAGGAUUUGGGGGAGGUAGAGCAAGAAGACGUGAGCGCAGAGGAAAAGAUGUGGUCCAUCAACUGACUAUCACUUUGGAGGAACUCUACAAGGGUACUGUUAGGAAAUUAGCUUUACAGAAGAAUGUUAUCUGUGAUAAAUGUGAAGGUAGAGGUGGCAAGAAAGGCGCUGUUGAACAGUGCCCUACCUGCAGAGGAACUGGAAUGCAAGUUCAAGUUCAACAACUAGGACCUGGAAUGUUACAACAAAUACAGACUGUUUGCCCUGAAUGUCGCGGCCAAGGUGAACGUAUCAAUCCAAAAGAUCGUUGCAAGCAGUGCCAAGGAAAAAAGGUGGUCCGCGAUCGCAAGAUCCUGGAAGUGCACGUAGACAAAGGCAUGACGGACGGUCAGAAGAUCAUCUUCAACGGAGAGGGCGACCAGGAGCCAGAUCUGGAACCCGGUGACAUCAUCAUCGUGCUGGACGAGAAGGAGCACCCGGUAUACAAGCGAUCGGGCAACGAUCUGAUCUUGCGCAUGGAGAUUCAGCUGGUCGAGGCUUUGUGCGGGUUCCAGAAAGUCAUUAGGACGCUGGACGACAGGGAUCUGGUCAUUACGGCGCUACCCGGCGAGGUGGUCAAGCACGGGGAUGUCAAGUGUAUACUCAACGAGGGAAUGCCCCAGUACAAGAAUCCGUUCGAAAAAGGCCGAAUGAUCGUUCAGUUCUGGGUGAACUUCCCUAAGACCCUCCCUCCAGAAUCGAUCCCACCACUAGAGAACGCUCUGCCUCCGCGCACUGAGUGCAUCAUUCCGGACAGUGCCGAGGAGGUCACGCUGGUGGAGUUUGACCCGGAGCAGGAGAGGCGACGUGCCCAGAAGAACGCGUACGACGAAGACGACGAGAUGCACGGACCCGGACAGAGAGUACAAUGUGCCACCAACUAAGAGCAGGUGACAGAUGCAGGGGAAAGGACGUCGGACACUUGUCCAAGCUACAACGUCAGUUUGGAAAAAGAAUCAUGUUAAUGGGUUUAAGUUUAUUUUGGUAAAUGUUUUGCUGCUUGCUUGGUUCAGUCUCACUUAAUAGGGCCUACAGACUCACGUUGAGAUUAUCGUUAUUUUUGAAUCCCUAUCAUAUCGCACACCAGUACUUUUUGAUAUCGGUGAUUUAAAAGGCUCACGGUACUCGAAUAACGACGAGUGAGACCAAGUUAUCAUUUUCGUUGCCGUGUUCUGUCAAAAACAACAUAUUCUUCAAAAGUAUUCUAAAAGUAUUUCAGGAAAAAAACAUAUUCUUCAAAAGUAUUCUAACUGCAUAACAAUAUUUCUAUUCUAUGUCAGUAUUUCCACUGCUGUUGUCGUCAUUGUCUAUUUCUGCAUCAUUGUCUCCAGUAUCUUGUUUAUGAGUAUUUAACAACCUUUUAUAAAACAUUAUAUGUUCAGGUUUUUUAAUAUACUUUGAUAAAUUUAAUAGAUGCUCAAUUUUGGAUUGUGUUAGUGGAACUGAUUCAUUGUAGUUUUGCGUCAGACGAAGUUCUCCUGGUAAGGAUUUGUUAUUUCGUAUGUAACUACGUUCCCACUCUCCAGAAUAACUUUGUCUUGCAAGUACAUAUCCUGGUUCAUUUCUGUCAUACUUAAGCAUUCUUGCUGUUUUAAUUUUUACCAGUGGGUUUGGGUUUUUUAGAAAGUAUGGAGAAAUAUUGCUUGAUAAAUCAAAUAUCAUGUUUGAGUUUACGUUAACAAGUUCAUAUGGGGAUGGUUUUUCUCGUCCUUCCUGUAUAAUCUUGUCCCAUUCUGAAGGUUUCUUGUGUUUCUCAAUGAUAGAAAAGUCUCUGUCAUUUGAUAAAAAAGAAUGUCCUCUAACUGGAAAUAUGUGAAUAAUACUUUCGAACAUCUGCAAACAGUGAACUAACACAUACAAAAAACGCAUGAGAACAUAUUUUUUAUUUUGCCCAGCACACCCAUCGCUGAGCAAUAUUAAUUUUUUUGUGGUAACUUCAUGGCUUUUUAAAAACUGAAAAAGUAGAGAAGCGACAUCAUUUUGUGCUUUUUUUCGCAACAGUUUCGUCAUAACAGUACAUUGUUGCAUUAUGUAUUCCAAAAACAUAGUACCACAUCUGAAUGGCGUAAAAAACUUCAUUUGUGCGAAUAUGGGGAACUGGUAAGUUCUGCAUAAAAUCGAAAGAUAUGCAACAAUAAUCGUCAGGAUUUUGCAUAGCUAAAUUUCGGUAAUGCUUCCUUAGCUGAUAAAACUUUUCGGCUUUACAUAAAUGUAGAUUUUUUUCAGUCUUUGAAUUUGCUUUUUUUCUGUCUGUUUCGAGGUUUAUUUGUUGCAUUAAGUUGUCGCAUAUGCCACAGGUAUCACUUUUUGGAAUACCAAACUUCAACUUAAAAUCCCCUGUAAAAACCUGCCAAUAAACUUUAUAAGUGACUCGCAUAUCUGCAUUUUCUUCACAAAACAUUUUAUACAUUUUUUUGCAACUUAAAGUUUCUGGUAAGUAGUAUACAUUUGGAUUAUCUCUGCGAGAAUAAUGAGACUGUUGACACUUCCGUAUAUGCUACAAAAUGCUUUGGCACACGCCAGCACUUCAUUGACCCCAUCUCUUAUUUUGCAUUUAUAAGAAGCUAGAUGUUGAUGUUUUUGUAGUAAAGGCUCAUCCACAGCAUCUUCCACUUCAUGAUUUUCAUUAUCCUGUGGCACAUCUUUGCCGUGGGGGGCCAAAUGAUAUUAAUCCUAUAAAAAUGUAUUAUAAGGUACCUACUAUUAAAGCAUAUUAUGUUAUAUUACCAGCAAGAUGACUGUCCUGGGCAUCUUUAGAUUGCAGCAUAUUAAAUUUGGUUAAAGUGGUAUUUCUUUUGUCUUCUGUAAUCUUCUCAAAGCAUUUUAAUCGAGCACAUCUAUAAAAUAUGUAUUAUUUAAACAAAGCUAUAGAAUAUAUUCCUAAAGUCAUAACUAACAUGCAAUCUGGCCCAGUAACUCUAGCUUGCUUGGCUAUUCCCUUAUUAUUAAAAAAAGGUUCACCUUUAACCCUGGCUAUUUUGUCCAAUUUCCUUUUAUUGGUUUUUGGAUUCCUUCUUUCUGGUAUUUCAGUAUCCAUCGCUGGAUUUUGUGUUUCAUAUUCCAUAUUUGUGAUAUUAAAAUAAUAUUAAUUUGACACACGUCACGUUUAACCAUCAAUCAACAAUAAACACUUUUCUAACCUAACUUUGUAUAACGUUUCUCGAAAAAACAACACAUGUCAUUGACAAGUGUUGUUUUUAUGGGAAACCUAUGUUGACUAAUGUCGUUCUUAUGGAACCGACGAUUCUUUAAACGCAUUUUAGUCGGAGAUAUGUGCUUUUGACGGGAAACUUAAACAUCAGAAAGCAGCAUUGAAACAUGUAGAACACAACAGCGUUGCCAACUCAAUUUCAACAAAAAGUAACUAAUGUUGUUUUUCCCGGAAACCCCUCAAUUGGCCUUUUAAUUUGGGCAGUUAACAUCGUUACGAGCUUAUACAGGGUUCCUUCAAUAAGUAUCGGGAUUGAAAAAUCAAAAUUUAUUACAGUUAUCAUUACAAGUACUUAAUAAUCUUCAAAAUACAUUCCUCCUGCAUCGAUCUCUUAGAUCGGCGCGUCUGCCACUCAGAAGCCCGCUGGAAGCCGGUUUCCGGAAUACUGUUUUGAGUCUUUGUCGUCGCCGCUUGAAGCGCCUCGAUGAAAUCGAACCAAUGUCCUUUCUAUUCGCAGAAGCGCCCAGUUCUACAAGGCGUGAUCACGUCACGGUUUUUCACGGAGUUUGAUAAAUCUUGAUUCCUGAUUUAGAAAUAUCGGCUCGUAAAAUAUCUGCUACCACUAGUCGAGACUUCGCGCUAAGCUGGCUCGCGAGCAUAGCUGCAAAGUUCAUUUUUGUUUUCUUUUAGCAGUUCUUAAAGCGCAACUUAAUGUGAAAAGCUAUAGUAAACCGCAGGACAACACAUUCGAUUUUGGGGUGUCAGUAUAUCAAAAGGACUAGAGGUAGUAGUAGUUGAAGGAAGGCUAUGCCUAUCAACUUGGCUACUUUUGACCCUUUUUGCUGAUCCUAUUUUUGUGGGGGUUGAGAUAAGCUGUUCUUAAUAUAAUGAUGUUGUUUUGGAAAAUUCAGAAAAUUCUGUGCUGAAAUUCUCGCAAUUUAUUUUCCUGCUGGUAUUGGAUCAGUAUUGAAAGUGGUAUUUGUUGUUGAUACUUCAGACUUAGUUUUUUCUGGACAUUUUUGCACAUGUCGCUAGGCGGACUUCAAUUUGGAUUCCUUUUGGAAACAGUUACCAUCUAUACUUCGUCCUGUUAUCUCCUAUUCUAAUAUUUUUCUUCAAACAUAUCCAUGAUUGCCACUCCAGAAAAAACGCACAUUGAUCUUCAUGCAUGCUGACAUUUGAAGCCCCUAGUGUGCGUUUGUUAGCGUCCAACUUACCUCUUGCUGCUGAUUGUAAGUCUUACCACUUCCUGGCUUCAGUUUAAUCUAAACUGGUGAAGUAGUCAUGCGGCAAGUACGCCAAUUUCAAGGUGAUACUUUCAUUUUUUAAGUGUUGUGCAACGAUUUCGAAAAAAAUAUCGCUAUCGAUAGCCUUAUUUAGCCUAGUACACUUAUAUAUCCAUGUAGAGAGUAAUAUGUAAAGGCUAAGGGAUAUUGUGCAAAAUUGUUAUUAAGGCAAGAAACUUUGUCCUUGUAAUGUGUUAACGUAUGUCCAUGAUAAGAUUUGGUCACACUGCAGUCUUAAUACCAGGAGCAUUGAAUCUCAACAGUGGAUUAUUCUUUCCUGUAAAAAUUAUAGUUUUGGCAUGUUUAUUAGAAAACUUAAAGUUGCAUUACAGUGAGUGGUACAAGCAUCUUUAGAACUACUUAUGAUCAUCACUAACCAGCACAGCAGGUAAACGGUUUACAGAACAAUUAUAAUAAUAAUUUAAUAUAUAACAAUAUGUAAGCGCCAGCUAUUCUUAUGAAAUUAGUAGAUUUUAUCAUUUUCAGAACGAUUCAGAACUUUAUGACGAAGCAGGCAAUACCUUUACAGGAAUUUCAUGUAUUAUAAUAUUUUGUAAUCCAUACUUUUAUUAUUAAAAUUUAAAAAUAACUAAGUCUUGUAGUGAUAUCGCAUAGUAUUGUAUUAUUAGAAUAAAGGCGAACAUAUCUUCUCUGAAAUACCAUGAAACUGACGUUGUAGUUAGUGCUUUAAAUAAUCAAACUGAUUUGUAAAGAAUAACUUUCCAUUUGUCAUAUAAUAAGCACUGGAAAUGUUCCUUUUACGAGCAUUUAAUUUACAAUUCCCAUUGACAACGUUUUAUUCAUCCAAAAUUUUUAAAGGUGUGUGCUUAAUGGAUGCGGUUAAAAGUUUCUCCAAUGAAUGGCAAAAUAUUCGUAACGCUCCAUACAGUGUAGCUAGGAUAUAUUUCUUUCUUCACACUUUUAGGUAGUUUAUUCAUUUUCGACGUAUUUAAUAUUAUUUUGUGGAAUUACUAUAUGGCUGGAUUGACGAUGUUCUGUAUUUUUUUUGUUCGAAAUUCUUUUCGGAAUACAGGUUUUUAAUGAAAAA